GCCCGCGGCCGGCCCGGCCCCCUCGGCAGGGGGCCACUUCGUCCCCGCGGCGCGGCCCGACGGAGGGCACUCGCACGCCCCAGCUGGCCGGCCCGAGCCCCCGCCCCACAGGCUGGAGAGGGAGUCGUCGGCCCCUCCACCCUACCCGCGCGGCCCACAGCGCAGAUUGGAAGGAGACAAACUGCGCCGCCCGCCCGCGCGCCUCUCGCGGUCCUCCCUCCCUGCGCGUGCCCUCCGCCCCGUCGAUCUCCCUCUUCCUCCUCGGGCGCCCUGCCUCGCGGAGCCCGUCCUGACCCGGUCACGAGGGCGAGCGGCACAGCCCGGACUUCUCCCUGCCCUACCUUCUCGAGGGCCCGCCGCGGCCGCACCAGGCAGGAGCCGGGCAGAGAUGCUCCUGCCCUCCCCGGCGUCCUCAGUCGGUGCCACCUGCUCGCUGGGGAAGAGGACACACAGACGAGCAGCUGGCACAGCCGGAGCCCCCCAACCUUGACCCAAGCAUGCAGGCCCCACCCUGCAACCUCGCGGCUGGGCUCAGCCUGGACCACCUCCUCCCCGGCAAUCUCCGGGCCCACGGAGGGUCGUCCUCCCGGGGGGCACGGGUGCCUGUGAUCCGGAAUGGUGGCUCCAAUACCCUUAAUUUCCAGUUUCAUGACCCUGCGCCCAGGACCGUGUGCAAUGGGUACAUCCCCCAGAGGAGAGAUGCUUCCCGGCACCCAGACCCUGCUUGGUAUCAGACCUGGCCCAGUCCUGGCAGCCAGCCCUCGGGGAGCCAGAAGACCCCUGCCUCCCAGCAUCCCCAGAACUGGUCAGCCACAUGGACCAAAGACAGCAAGCGUCGGGACAAGCGCUGGGUCAAAUAUGAGGGAAUCGGGCCUGUGGAUGAGAGCGGCAUGCCUAUUGCCCCCCGAUCUAGUGUUGAUAGCCCCAGGGACUGGUACCGGAGAAUGUUCCAGCAAAUUCACCGGAAAAUGCCAGACCUGCAGCUGGACUGGACCUUUGAGGAAUCACCCAAAGUGUCUUCCUCCUGUGCCGCCUCUACAGACUCCAGGCAUCCAGGGCCCCAGCAAAGACCGGUUGCCAGGCCAGGCCAGGCCUCUUCUCUGAGUGGAAGACGCUGGGACCCCUCUGAAGAGUUUCCUAGAAGCACCUUCAACUGUAAUCCUGGAGCAUCCUCCCUACACCAGACCCCAAAUCAGGUGCCCAGACGCCAAGAGAAAGCAGACAAUGUCUGGACGGAAGAUUCUUGGAACCAGUUCCUGCAAGAACUAGAGACUGGACAGAAGCCCAAGAAACUGCUAGUGGAUGACCCUGUUGAGAAGCCCUCCCAGCCCAUUGAGGUCUUGCUGGAGAGAGAGCUGGCCAAGCUGAGUGCAGAGCUGGACAAGGACCUUCGGGCAAUUGAGACCCGGCAGCCGUCCCACAAGAGCUCCCAAGUGCCCCGACGGUCCCGGGAGCCGCGGCCCCCCGCGCGUCCGGCCCCCGCCUGGAGCUCCAGUUCCCCGAAUGCACUUUACCGGGGUUCCUCCCGGCCCCUGAGCCCCCACAGAAUGGCGGAUGGAGCAAGCCCCUUCCUAGGUCGUAGGGACUUUGUCUACCCUUCCUCGGCUCCAGACCCUAAUGCCUCUGAACGAGGGGGCAGCCCAGCCAGGAAGGAAGAGAAGAAGAGGAAGGCUGCCAGACUCAAGUUUGACUUCCAGGCGCAGUCCCCCAAGGAGCUGACUCUGAAGAAGGGUGAUAUUGUCUACAUCCACAAGGAGGUGGACAAGAACUGGCUGGAGGGGGAGCACCAUGGCCGGCUAGGCAUCUUCCCUGCUAAUUAUGUGGAGGUGCUACCUGCAGAUGAGAUCCCGAAGCCCAUCAAGCCCCCAACCUACCAGGUGCUGGAGUAUGGAGAAGCUGUGGCCCAGUACAAUUUCAAGGGAGAUCUGGAGGUGGAGCUGUCCUUCCGCAAGGGGGAGCGCAUCUGCCUGAUCCGCAAGGUGAAUGAGAACUGGUACGAGGGGCGCAUCUCAGGCACGGGGCGCCAGGGCAUCUUCCCCGCCAGCUAUGUGCAGGUGUACCGCGAGCCCCGGCUCCGUAUCUGUGACGACGGUCCCCAGCUCCCUGCGUCUCCCCGCCUGACCACUGCCCGGCUGGCUCAUCACUCCAGCUCCCCGUUAACGCCGCACAGCCCAGUGGAUCCCACCGACUGGGGGAACCGGACCUCCCCCCGCCGCACCGGCUUCUCCUUCCCCACCCAGGAGCCCAGAACCCAGACCCAGAGCACCCCUGGGUCAGCUCUGUCCCAUCCUGGAGGCUCCAGCCGUCCCCUGGACCUGGGGAUGCCCCCCAGCACCACUCAGAUACACUGGACUCCGUAUCGGGCCAUGUACCAGUACAGGCCCCAAAACGAGGAUGAGCUGGAGCUGCGGGAGGGAGACCGGGUGGAUGUCAUGCAGCAGUGUGAUGACGGCUGGUUCGUGGGUGUCUCCCGAAGGACCCAGAAAUUUGGGACAUUCCCUGGAAAUUACGUAGCUCCGGUGUGAGUGGUCUCCGUGGCAACUCAGAGCCCAGCCAGGAUGGGGUGGGGAGCAGUAGCACUUAUGGGGAGAGGAUCCCCCCCAUCCUCCUUCCCCAAGACCUGAGCUGCUGGCAUCUGCAGACAACCCCAGCAGCCGUUCUUCGGAGCCCCCCUCAAAGCCCCCUGGACUGCUUCCCACCCACAGCUCACAAGCAUUCCUCCAGCAGCCUUUUUAUUUCCUCCCCUACCCCACUCCCCAAAUAUAGAGGUCUGCUUUGAAGUGGAGACUGUUUCCAGGCCUUAUUGAGACCAGACCCUGGAGCCCCCCCCCACCCCCACCUCGCCUGGCUAUGGCGUUUCCUCUAACAGGGACCGGCUCCCUGCUUUACCCCCAUGGGGUUCCUCUACCAAGGACCAGCUUCCUAACCUAACAGAGACCAAAGGCCUCCUCUGCCUGGAGCGGAUUUGUCCCCUUUCACUCCAGCUUGCCCACUGCCCCCUUUGCCUUCCUGCUUCCAGCUGGGUUUGGGAGUGAGGUGGGAGAGGGACACAGUAACCCCUUAGUGCCCAAGGCCUGGCAAGAGGUCUUGCUCGAAGGCCUCCCCUUCCCCAAGGCUGCCAAGCCCUGGGCUGUGUGUGUGACCGUGCUGCUGUAAGGCCCAGGAAGGGCUGGGCCUCAGAGGACUGGCCUACUCCAGGUGUUCCCCAGGGAGCCUCCCCUCCUGCCUCCCCAGCUCCUCCAACCCCCAAGUCCCCUCUGGAAGAGAUUGUAAAAUAAACCUGGACACCAGG
Molecule: messenger RNA, 3292 nt
Organism: Mirounga angustirostris (Northern elephant seal)
Lineage: Eukaryota; Metazoa; Chordata; Mammalia; Carnivora; Phocidae
Gene: SORBS3
Product: sorbin and SH3 domain containing 3
Exons: 21
Coding region: 498-2525 (675 amino acids)
Biological process (GO): cell-substrate adhesion
Cellular component (GO): cytoplasm; nucleus; cell-substrate junction
Molecular function (GO): protein binding
Source: RefSeq, a predicted model, not a curated record